GAAAUGUACGGAUAAUUUAUAUGUAUAUACAUAUCAUAUCUAAUUAUAUGGGUGUUAUAAUUAAACCAAUUCUAUUCCGAAUUAUAAAAUCUUAUCAAGUUUCCUUGACAACUUCUUAUCCAUUUAAUACAUCAAGUCAAAUAUUGAUUUUAAAUUCUAAUGAUAUCUAUCGAAAUUUAGCUUUUGAAGAAUGUUUAUAUCAUGAAAGUGAGAAACACUUGAAAUAUUUAAAGGAUAAACCAUCAUGGUUUACAAAAAUCUUAUUAUGGCGUAGUAAUUCUUGUAUUGUAAUUGGUCGAUUUCAAAAUGCUUGGAAAGAAGUGAACAUUCCAUUGUUACAUUCUAAUGGUUGGAAAUUAGCUAGACGUCAUUCUGGUGGUGGUGCCGUUUAUCAUGAUCUUGGUAAUUUAAACAUAUCAUUUAUACAACCUAGAUGUUAUAUGGAUAGACAGAAAUGUAUGGAAUUUUUACAGUCGGUUUUACAACCAUUAUUAAUUCCUUCAAAUUGCUCUAUACAUAUUGGCAAUAGAUAUGAUUUGUGGAUUUCAGAAAAUCAAACUAAUACAAAUACAUUGCAAAAUAUGUCAAAAAUAUCCGGCUCUUCAUCGAAAUUCGGUGCUAAUAUGGCAUAUCAUCAUUGUACAUUACUUUUUGAUGCAAAUUUAAACAAUUUAUCUGAAGUACUGAAACCAACUUUUAUAAAUUUAAAAACCAAAGCAACUGAUAGCAUUCGAAGUCCAGUGAAAAAUUUAAAUUUAAACAUUGAACUACUUUUAAAUACAAUCAUUGAAGAUGGUUUAAAAUGGAUAUCCAAAAAUGAUUUGAUUACAUCUAACCCUGUUGUAACCAAUAUAUUGGAAGGUCAAGAAGAUCAAUUUAUCCAUUCAAUGAAAGAUUUUCAACAAACAUUAACAUUGUCACAAACAUGGUCAUGGAUUUAUGGCAAUUCACCAAGUUUUCAAUUAGCAUUAGAAAAUUAUGAACCUAAUCUAUCUUAUCUUACUAAUCAAUUUGGUUCCAUUGUCAUAGAUUGUAGUCGUGGUGGAGUUUUUAAAUCUAUUGGAUUUGAUCAUUCUCAUAAUGGUAAUAUGGAUCCUUUAUUGAAAGAUUUUUUAUCAGAGUUAACUAUAUGUCUUCAUGGUGCAGAAUGUCGAACUAAUUCAUGGGAUUUUAUAUUGGAUCAAUUUGUAUCUAAGAAACUAAUUCAAUUGAAUGGUGAAUAUAUGUCUAAUGAACAAUUGUUAAUAAUUAAGGCGUUAAAAAUGAUUUCUAGUCUAUUUUAAUACGAUUUUUAUUGAUUAAAACCAUAUCUCUAGUUUACUUUUAUUAUGGAACAUAUUAUGUACAAGAGCACUUGUUUUUCAUAUGUUCGAAAGCGUAGUUAGAUAAUCGAUCAUAUUGGUCUUCAUGGAGUUAAUAUAUGAUCCAGAAUCGAG
Messenger RNA from Schistosoma intercalatum, 1436 nucleotides. The record is from the annotation of a GenBank genome assembly. Lineage: Eukaryota; Metazoa; Platyhelminthes; Trematoda; Strigeidida; Schistosomatidae.